UUGCAUCCGUCAUUAAUGUCAUUUGUUGAUUUGUGUUUUGAUUACGCUAGGGGGUGGGGAGUUCGAACUUGUAAAUUAAUGAGAAUUAUUAGGUAAAAACAAUAUACAAAUGUUUUAUGAAUUAACUACCUGUCAGAAUAGUUAUAAUAUAAAGGAACUAAAAGAGUUAUUGUCGUAGAAAACCAUUUGAGAAAUAUAUAACCAGUGAAACAAACAUGGCUAGUCAAAUACAAAAGGUGUUAAAACAAGCACUUCUAACGUUCACAAAUAGUACACCUGUUCACUUUAUAGCAAAUCUUGAUAGCUUGGCAUCAAUAUUAGAUAAAACAACAGCAGAAGACGUAAAUUUUGAUAUAACUGCAGCCACUAAAUCUGAAGAGGAAGCUCCUGUUACCUACAUUGACGUCUACGAGGAUUCAUCUUUAACAAUGGGCAUUUUUGUUCUACAAAAAGAUAAAAAGCUCCCUCUACACAAUCACCCGGAGAUGUACGGGCUUAUAAAAGUUUUAGCUGGGAAAAUAAGGGUGAUAAGUUACUCUAUAAAUACACCAACCACUGUAGAAGUUGAUACCAGAAGUUACAAAGACAAUCAAACAGGUUCUGGCUCAAAUAUUAUGUUAAGUCCGGAUAAAGGUAAAAGGAAACGUUUUGUAACAGCAGAAUUGGUUAGUAAUGAUAUUGUUGGAGUGGACAGUAAACCUUGUAUAUUAGAUCCAAACAAAAGAAACAUUCAUGAAAUCUACAGCGUGGAUGGUCCAGCUGCUUUUAUAGACAUCUUGGCGCCUCCGUACAACACUCUUAUACCUGGCGUGGGCCCCAGGUAUUGUUCCUAUUACAGUAUUGUUACCAGCAUCUUGCCAAACAUUUUUCGACUACAAGAGACAAGAAACCCUCCUUGGUAUUGGACUGAUACUGCGCCAUAUUUGGGACCUGAUCCAACAGCUAAUAUUAACAUAGAGAGUGAAUCUAUGUGAUAUGCUAUGUUGUUGAUUGUUUUGUUAUUUCAGUGUGAUAUGCUGUAUAAUAAUAAGUUAUAAUAUUGCACUUUUUCUUACACAUUGAAUGACACAUGUUAUUUUAUAUGAAAAUUUAAUAAAAAUUUUAUCCUUUA
Molecule: messenger RNA, 1111 nt
Organism: Diabrotica balteata
Lineage: Eukaryota; Metazoa; Arthropoda; Insecta; Coleoptera; Chrysomelidae
Source: the annotation of a GenBank genome assembly